GGGCACGUGACCCCCGCAUUCCUGCACGAAGGGUGCAGAGCGCCCUCCUGCCGCCCACUCUGCUGGGGUCGGCCAGGCUAAGCGGCAGUCGCUUUCACAAAGCGUUUCUUUAGAGGAGCCAGAUGAAGGCAAACACCCUGUUGGCCAGGGCACUGUAUGACAACCACCCCGACUGCUCCGACGAGCUGGCCUUCUCCAGGGGAGACAUCCUGACCGUCCUGGAGCAAAACGUGCCGGAAAGCGAGGGCUGGUGGAAGUGCGCGCUGCGUGGGAGACAAGGCCUGGCCCCGGCCAACCGCCUCCGGAUCGUGCCGCAGGCUGCUGCGGACGCAUCCUGUGCCCCGGUCCUGAGAAGCCCCGACACAGACCUCGCCAGCUCAGAGGAGAGCCACCAGGUGCCCACACUGCUUCACCCUCCACCCCCGGGCCCCGUGUACGAGCCGAUGAAGAGCUGGGUGGAAGGGCCGCUGCCAGCCAAAGCCCAAGCCAACGACUUGCCUUACCCACCUUCUAGUGCCAGGAUCAUCUGUGAAAAGACUUUGAGCUUCCCAAAACAGGCCCUGUUUGUGCUUCCCAGACCUGCGAGGGCCUCGUCGCCACCUCUGUCCUCCCAGGUAUGUGACGUGCCUGUCCAGAGCCGGGUACCCCCGACCCCAAAGCGAGAGAGGCAGCAGCUGUACGACGUACCCACCAGCUCCCCAAAGGCAGCGCUUCAGCCCUCGGCCAGCCAGACCAGCGGGCAGAGUGUCCCACUGACAGUACCGGUUGCCUUGGGACGAGGUGGCUACAACACCUUACCAGACCCUCAGAAGUCAGAAUGGGUUUACGACACUCCGCUGCUGCAGGGGAGGAGUGAUGCCAGGAACCCAUGUCUCACCAGCUUCACGGGAGAACCAGAAGCCGCCGGUGCCCCCAGUUCCAUCUCCACUGUCCCCAGUCCUCCGAGCAGCAGAGCCACGUCUCCCCCGCCACAGCCGUGCAACGAUGCGCAGAAGAGAAGGUGCCUUCCAGAAGAUUCUGACUACGCCUCUCCAGUACCCAGGAACACGCUCCCUGCCCAGGCAGGCAUCAGCUACAAGGUUCCUUCCAGCUUUCUGAUCCCCCGAGUGGAACAGCAGAACACCAAGCCCAACAUUUAUGACAUCCCUAAAGCCACGCCAGGCGUGUCCCACCCUGGGAACAAGCCAGGGAAAGCCAAGGAUGCUCCGGAGAAUUCCGCAGGCCACCAUCCCUCUUGGAUCUCCAGACAGACCACGUCCCUGUCUCCGGACCUCCAUCAGCUAUUUGUUUCCAACUCACACAGCAGAGCUAGUGUGAUGUCCUCAUGCUCCUCUGCGUCGACUGACUCCUCCACCAGCUCCUCCUCCUUGGAAGACUCCGCCAAGGAGCUCUCCCUGGACGCGAGCGGGGCCAAGGAGGCAGCAAUGGCCCUGCAGCACAAGGUGGCCAGCUCUGCCGCCAGUCUGCUGCUCUACGUGAGCAGGACAUGGAGGUUCCGAGACUCCCUGGAGGCCAACAUCGGUGCCAUCCGCCGGGCUGCGGACCACAUUGAGGAAUCGUUAAGAGAGUUUCUGGAUUUUGCUCAAGAAGUUGGUGUGAUUGCCUGCAGCCUCACCAAUAGUCACCUUCAGGCCAGAAUUCAACAUCAGUUAGAGAUCAUUUCCAACUCCUAUCAGAUCCUGCUGGACACAAAGGGAAACCUGGACAGCUGCCAUUGGUCCCUGGAAGUUCUAGUGACAGACGAAGUCCAAAACAGCCUGGAUGACCUAGAGAGGUUUGUGAUGGUGGCACGGAUGGUUCCGGAAGAUGUCAAGAGAUUUGCUUCUAUUGUCAUGGCCAAUGCAAGGCUCCUUUUUAAACAGAACUGUGAAAGAGAAGAGACUGAGCCAUUGAUCCCAAAGGAGGAGUGGAAGUGUGCAAAAAGCAGUCAGCUUCCCCUGAGAGAGACUGAACCACUGCAAAAAAGUUGUCCCGCUAGUAAACGAGGGGCACAGGACCGCUCCCCGGGCUUAGCAAAGAGCAGGAUGAAUGUCUGUGGUCAGAAGUUACCUAACUUAGAAGAGAAAGAGAACCCCAUCGUGGAACAAAAGUCGGAUGACAAAAAAGACUUGGGCCCAAUGAGCCCCAGCUCUCGCGUCCCCCCGCCGCGGGGCGAGCAGAACCCCGAGGGGAAAGUGCACCUGUCCGAGCACUGCCGGCUCUAUUUCGGGGCGCUCCUCAAAGCCCUGGGCGUCCUGACCGGCAGCCUCCGCAGCAGCCAGCCGCCCGAGGUCUUCAUCACCCAGAGCAAGCUGGUCAUCAUGGUGGGGCAGAAGCUGGUGGACACGCUGUGCAAGGAGACGCAGGAGAAGGACGAGCGCAACGAGAUCCUCCGCAGCAGCGGCCACCUGUGCGCACUGCUCAAGGACCUGGCCCUGGCCACCAAGCGCGCCGUGCUCCAGUACCCGAGCCCCGCGGCGCUGAGCCACCUCCGGGCGGCGCUGGACAAGCUGGAGCGUCACACGAGGCACUUCCGAGGGACGCUGGAGUGAAGCCGUCCUUACAGGGCCACUGCUGGCCA
Molecule: messenger RNA, 2560 nt
Organism: Jaculus jaculus (lesser Egyptian jerboa)
Lineage: Eukaryota; Metazoa; Chordata; Mammalia; Rodentia; Dipodidae
Gene: Cass4
Product: Cas scaffold protein family member 4
Exons: 7
Coding region: 123-2531 (802 amino acids)
Biological process (GO): cell migration; cell surface receptor protein tyrosine kinase signaling pathway
Cellular component (GO): plasma membrane; cytoplasm
Molecular function (GO): protein binding
Source: RefSeq, a predicted model, not a curated record